AGUUAAAAGCACUAUCGUGUCGGCAGAACCGUUACAAUGUGCCCGAUUUAGUGGCGACUGGUCCGCCAGUACUCGGUAAAAGCUGCGCGAGGAUUGAGAUCGAACAGUCUUAUUCCGAAAGGUCCACAAACAGCACGUACAAUGCUGGUCUUCCUCGCAAUCACGCUGGCGGUAGCGGCCGCUGCACCUCCAUACGAUCAAAGACAAGACGGCGACUUUAAUGUGCAGGCGGACGUGCAGAAUGUCGUUCUAUUGGUAGCGUUGCCAAAAAAAGUUCCCUUCCUUCUAGAUCUAUUCUCGAAGAGCUCCAAAAGCGGUAACGAGCCGAUUGCUCAGGACAGAGCAGAUGUUCAAGUAAUGGAGGCUUUUGUGGAGCCCAGCACACCGUACCGUGUCGAAAUUGGCCCAGAGACUGAAAAAUAUGCGGAUAGUGACGGGAAAAGUGCUGAGGUGGUGAUAGCCAGCAGGAGGCAUAUAGACCCGGAACCGUCACAAGAAGAUGAGAUGAAAUUAAUUGGUGCUACUGAACAGUGUGGUCCAGGUCGCCAGAGAGAUCCAGUCACGCUCAUGUGCAGGCGUAUAGAAGAUUCAGAGAAAAUUCCCGAAGUAGUUUUAGCUUCCUCGUAAAACAAUCUCCGCCUAACUCCAUUUAACUGUCAUUGUAUUGUGUGCCUUUCUUAUGUGAUUUAAUUUUUAGUAAUUUAUUAUUUUCUUUAAUAAUAUAAGUAUUAAAAUAAAA
Messenger RNA from Danaus plexippus (monarch butterfly), 739 nucleotides. RefSeq lists its product as uncharacterized. The transcript has a single exon. The record is from RefSeq and is a predicted model, not a curated record. The coding region runs from base 142 to 627 and encodes 161 amino acids. Lineage: Eukaryota; Metazoa; Arthropoda; Insecta; Lepidoptera; Nymphalidae.